Molecule: messenger RNA, 1728 nt
Organism: Larimichthys crocea (large yellow croaker)
Lineage: Eukaryota; Metazoa; Chordata; Actinopteri; Sciaenidae
Product: peroxiredoxin-like 2A
Exons: 7
Molecular function (GO): antioxidant activity
Source: RefSeq, a predicted model, not a curated record
GAACCUUCAUUACAUAACUACUGUGUCAACUUUAAAUCAUCCUUACAGCUCAUGCAAAGGUGAAUCUACCUCAACAAGCCCUGUUAGCUCCAGGCUCAAUAAAGACUGAAGCGUUACCGAGGCAACGAGCUCAUUUAGCAGCUUGAAAUCUUGAGGGUGUUUGUAGUCAAAGGGGUCAGACCUUUUCCACGGUCCCGAUGCUGGCUUUGUCCAGGUGUUCGACAGCUUUGAGGUGGAGAAUAUCCCCACGCUGCUCUGCCCUCUCUCUGGGGAGCGCUACCAUGAGCAGCCAGCUCACCACCGCAGCCAGGCCUCAGUUUCUAAGAAUCCAGAAUGCUCUGUUUCACCAAAGUGAAGCCAAAGCCAGUCCUGACCCAAACAAGCCCGCUUCAGUGUUGUCCUCUGGGUCCGGGCUGGAGGGUGAGCUGUUGGGGAUGGGGAUGUGGUCGUUGGGUCUGGGCGCUGUUGGCGCUGCGCUAGCCGGGAUCUUCCUGGCCAACACCGAUCUGUGUCUGACUAAAGCUGCCAACGCAACGCUGGAGCACCUUGAAGAUACUGACCUGCGCUCCACCACAGAUGAUCAGAAGGUCAUCAAAGCAAAGAGCCUGUGGGAGACGAAUGGGGCUGUGGUCAUGGCCGUACGACGGCCUGGAUGAUUUUUGUGCAGAGAGGAGGCCUCUGAGCUGUCCUCUCUGAAGCCCCAGCUGGAAGAGCUCGGGGUCCCUCUGGUCGCCGUGGUGAAGGAGAACGUCGGCACAGAGAUCCAGGACUUCAGACCGCACUUCGCUGGGGACAUCUACAUAGAUGAACAGAAACACUUCUACGGCCCGCUGCAGAGGAAGAUGGGCGGUCUGGGCUUCAUUCGCCUCGGAGUGUGGCAGAACUUCAUGCGGGCUUGGAGGUCCGGUUACCAGGGCAACAUGAAUGGGGAGGGCUUCAUCCUCGGAGGAGUGUUUGUCAUCGGAGCAGGAGAGCAGGGGAUUCUCCUGGAACAUCGUGAGAAGGAGUUCGGCGAUAAGGUGGAUACUGCAGAUGUUUUAGAGGCUGUUAAGAAAAUUGUACCAGUUAAAUAGUUUUUUUCCCCCCUAACACAAAUCACAUUAGGUAAUAUGCACUGUAUUUAGAUCAAAACUGGACAUAAGAAAUCAUUUUUGCAUUGACACGUUGAGUUAAAGUCCAUCCAUCACUGAAGUACUGCUAAUAUAAUGACAUUUAAGUCUGUUUGCAUCGUCUAGUAUCGCAUGAUCUAUGAUCUUUUUUUGGCACAUAAUUUACUGUUAUGUUACUGUGAAAUGCAGGAUGGUAUCAAUAUUAUUAGAUUAUUCCACCUUGAAGCUAUUUCUAGAAGCUGGUAUCAAAAACGGGUACAAAGGCAGCGUUUUUCAUCAGGUACAUCAACCAUGAAAUUUAACAUCACCUGAAAACUUGAAUUAAUUAUUCUGUAUACCUACAUUCCUGUCUGUUAUCUCUGUUCGCUUCUCCUGCUCAGGCACGUAAACAGACCUCCAACAUGGCGGACAAGUGUGUCUGUGGUCUGUGUGUGUAAUAAUGAUAGCUUGACUCUAAACUCAACACUGAGAGGAGCAGGUUUGAUGCUCAAACACACAAAGAUUCAGCCGCUGCCGCCCUGUUGAGGAAUGUUUGUAGCGUUUGAAGCAGGUGGCACAUGCAUGUGUGGUUGUACAUGUGAAAAAAAUCUAAGUAAUAAAUAAAGAAGACCUCGUCACC